AUGUCGAGCACGGAAGAAAAAGAGCGUGCUACGUACCUCUUGGAGGCGCAAGACAAAGCGGCCUCGAUGUUUGAAGAGAUUGAGCGGACUCUUAUCCGCCCUGGCGUCCUGGAAUCCACCAUCAACCAGGAGAUUCUCGAUUUGGGUGCCAAGCGACACGAUGUCCGGACUCAUUGGCAUAAACGGGUGAUUCGAAGUGGUCCGAAUACGCUGAAGCCUUAUGCCGAAGAUCCUCCAGACCGCAUGAUUGAGGAGGACGACAUCAUGUUUGUUGAUCUCGGGCCUGUAUUCGAGAAAUGGGAGGCUGAUUUUGGACGGACCUUUGUCUUGGGCAAUGACCCGGUGAAGCUCAAGCUGCGCGAUUCUUUGGAACCCGUAUGGAACACGACAAAGGCGCAAUUCGAUCAGCGCCCCGACAUGACUGGCGAGGAGCUCUACGCCAUCGUUUGUGAAGAGGCCAAAAAGGCGGGCUACGAGUUUGGAGGUCCACAUUCCGGACAUCUCGUGGGAAAUUUCCCACACGAGCGUAUCCCGAAUGACAAAAUCACCUUUUACAUCACCGAGGGCAACAAAGGGUCCAUGGAGCAGGUGGAUAAGAAUGGAUUGAAGAGGCAUUGGAUUCUCGAAGUGCAUCUGGUGGAUACAUCGCUGCAGAUUGGUGGAUUCAUGGAACAGCUCUUGACGGUGGGAUGA
Messenger RNA from Neohortaea acidophila, 693 nucleotides. Its product is annotated as peptidase M24. The record is from RefSeq and is a predicted model, not a curated record. The transcript is spliced from 5 exons. Lineage: Eukaryota; Fungi; Ascomycota; Dothideomycetes; Mycosphaerellales; Teratosphaeriaceae. The coding region runs from base 1 to 693 and encodes 230 amino acids.